Molecule: messenger RNA, 1909 nt
Organism: Leucoraja erinaceus (little skate)
Lineage: Eukaryota; Metazoa; Chordata; Chondrichthyes; Rajiformes; Rajidae
Gene: rab33ba
Product: RAB33B, member RAS oncogene family a
Exons: 2
Coding region: 169-870 (233 amino acids)
Biological process (GO): Rab protein signal transduction
Cellular component (GO): endosome; Golgi apparatus
Molecular function (GO): GTP binding; GTPase activity
Source: RefSeq, a predicted model, not a curated record
AUCCAGUGGCCGAGCAGCCGCUAGCGACGUGGCGGAGACUGGGGCUGAAGUGUAGCGAGUACUUCGAACGUUGUGCUGGCGGGCGGCUGACCGGCCCGGGCCGGGGUGGGUGACUGACUGACUCUCUGCAACGCCAGGGCUCCCCGCUGCCUCUCCCCGCUCGGGGGUAUGUCCCUCGGGGCAGGAGAGACUGCUGCUGCUGCUGCUGCAGCAUCCUCGGUCUCAGCGCCCCCCGGAUCGCAGCCGCUAACCACGCCGCCCCGCACUAGGAUCUACAAGAUCAUCGUUAUUGGAGACUCGGGCGUGGGUAAGACGUGCCUGACUUACCGCUUCUGCGCUGGCAAGUUCCCCGACAAGACCGAGGCCACCAUCGGGGUGGAUUUCCGAGAGAAGACGGUGGAAAUAGAUGGAGAACAAAUUAAGAUCCAGCUUUGGGACACGGCUGGCCAGGAACGUUUUCGGAAGAGCAUGGUGCAGCACUACUACAGAAAUGUUCAUGCUGUUGUCUUUGUGUAUGACAUGACCAAUCCUGUUAGUUUCCAGAGUCUCCCAGCCUGGAUUGAAGAAUGCAAACGGCACUCACUCGGUGGAGAAGUUCCACGCAUCCUGGUGGGGAAUAAGUGCGACCUAAAAGACGCCACCAAAGUGGAAACUGACCUGGCACAAAAGUUUGCCGAUAGUCAAAGCAUGCCGCUAUUUGAAACCUCGGCUAAGAACCCAAAUGACAACGAUCACGUGGAGGCCAUUUUCAUGACUUUGGCUCAUAAACUAAAGAACCGCAAGCCAAUGAUGCUGAGUCAGCUCCAAGUAGACGAAUCCAAAGUUGUGCUGGAAUCUGAACCAAAGCCUAGUGUGGAGUGUUACUGUUAAAGGGGAACAUGGUUUGUUUUAAAUUCAAAAGAAGAUAAAAAAAGCGCUUUGCUGCUAAGUAUUGUUUAAAGUGUGGAAAUAACAGGAGUAAAUUAUCUGAAUGAACCUGCCAACCGUCCAUGAGAGGAAAUACAGUUGAACAAGAAUUUAGACAUAUACCCUACCAAACACUGACUGAAAAUGAAGCUAAUGAACAUUUCAGAACUGAAAUGUGUACAUAUCUGGUAUUUGUUGUCAGUUAUUAAUUUUAUAUAUUGACAUACAAGAGACAUAUUCAUCCAAUAUACUUUAUUCAGUUAACAGUCACAUACUUCCUCAUCCUUUCAUUGGCUUUUGCUUUUCCAUCAGGAAAAAUUAUUAUUUUGGUAUUGGAAGCCCUUCACUUGAUUAGUUAGUUGACACAGUAAAUAGCUGAGUUACAGGGCAGGAGGAUCUCCAGUUUGAUUGCCAUUUUGUGCUCUGUUGGGAGAUGUUGACCAGAACAGUAAUGGGUCAUGGUCAUUGAUCUCAGCUCUCCAGUUAAAUCUAGAAACCUGAUCUGCCUUCUGCACUGCUUGCCACCAGUGGCGGAUUGGGUCUAAAAAUAUUGGUUGCCAGGAGACUAAGAGGGCCCACUUCAUCAGGGGCCCAAUUGAUAUAGGGGGCCCACUUCAUCAGGGGCCCACUUGCCAUCGGGCAAGCUGACAACCUGGCCAGUCCGCCACUGCUUGCCACUACUAUGGUGCCUAUUCUUGUUAAUUAGGUUAAUACUCUGGACUUUCAUAGGAAGAAAGGUGACUUUAUUGAGGUAACUAAAACAUAGAAGGUUGACCAAAAAAGGGAAUGAUUUUAAUUUUUAAAUAAUUAAUACACUAAUAUGGCAUUCUUGCUUUUGGUUCCAAAUAACUGAAAUGUGAUGUAUCCAUUUUUAUAUCUUCUAAUAUGAAAAAUAAUAUUAUAUGGGAUUUUAUUAAACUUGACUAGCAAAGCUUUUCAAGCUUACCUGACAUACAAACUAAUCAACCAAACCUUUUUAUUAAAUAUUUUGCUUAAAACAAAA